CCGUCACGACCGGUGCUUAACACUUGGCAAUACUGACGCAAGCAAAACCAAACAAAACAAUGCAAUUACACGAGAAAAACGCGCACCAAGCGCGAAUUGAAGAAAUUGAGGAAUUCAUCAAUGAAGUGCUCAAAGAGGAUCUCAAACGUCUGGAACUAUGCGUUAACCAGUUCAACGAGGAGAUAAUGGAAUAUAUGCAGCUAAAGAACACACUGCAAACCUUCCUAGACAACAUGACAGAUGGCUACAAGACGCAGGUCAAUAUUGGCAGCAACGUCUUCAUGCAGGCACGCGUCAAGCAAAUGGACAAGAUACUGGUGAAUGUUGGCAAGGAGGUGUAUAUGGAGAUGGGCAUUCGAGAGGCGAUACGCUUUAGUGAUGUGCGUGUCCGAAUUCUCACCAAAAUGUCAGAGGUUGUGCGCGAGGAGAGCGUAAAGAAGCGCUCUCAAAUCAAAAUGUCUCUCAUUGCAAUCAGCGAGCGAGAGAAGCUGCUGCAGGAUUAGCAGCACACAUACUAAACGAUCAGUGGGUUAAAGUGGAAGGCAUCUUAAUGCUUGGAGAGCACAAAACACCGCUCUCAAAUAUCAGUGCACAAUUGCAAGAAAGCGAAGAAUGUGCAUUGUUUGUUUAAGUAUAUUAUAUGUGAAUAAACUUUAUAUUACUUUUUAAGUUUGCUCACAUGUUGCACUGUUACUUUAAUAUAUAUUUGAUACAAUUCAUUUAUAAAA
Molecule: messenger RNA, 728 nt
Organism: Drosophila innubila
Lineage: Eukaryota; Metazoa; Arthropoda; Insecta; Diptera; Drosophilidae
Gene: Uxt
Product: protein UXT homolog
Exons: 1
Coding region: 60-503 (147 amino acids)
Source: RefSeq, a predicted model, not a curated record